AUGACUAAAAAAAUCGUCUCCAUUUACCUAAUGUUAUUAAUGAUGCUGCCACUGGCAAAACUAGAGGAAAUUUCAUCGAAGCCGACAACAUGCGUCGCCAUAAGAAGCAAAUAUCGUAUCACGGAGAAUGGAUAUUUUACACUCUAUGAUUCAACAAAUAAACCCUAUAUAGCCUUUUGUGAUUUUCAAUCGGAUCCUGGAUUUGCAUGGACACUAAUUGAAUCACUUUCAACAACAAGCGCACGUAGUUCGAAAUUUCGUAAAAGUUUUAGUUUUAAUGUUCCGUCAAAUGAAUGUACACCUAAUUGGACAGGCUAUCGCCUUUCAAAAUCCAAAAUGACAGCAAUAAAGAGCUCUGCAUCGUCAACUCAUUUUCGCGCUACGUGUAACUUCAACGGCCAAAGCCAGAAAGGAUUACAGAAUCGUGACGAUUACCUAAGAGUUUCACUAUGUGCAUAUAAUUACCUUCUGAGUACCAGAAAUGUCUGGACUUGCGCUAUCGUAGAUUAUAUUAAUGUUCGGGGCCAUUCAUGUACUAAAUGUAGUAUUCCAUUUUAUAGCUCGAAUGCCUAUCAUUUAUUUAUACAUCUCCCAACAUCCAAAUCUUCAUGUGCAAGAUUUACUGUCCCUGAAAUGAUUACAAAUGAAGAUGCCUUCGGAUUUUAUCACAACGUCAAUAUAAAAUUCUCUUGUACUGCAAAUAGUACGUCAACAACAAAUUGGUGGAUUGGUGGAGGUUACUUCGAUUGA
Messenger RNA from Trichoplax adhaerens, 750 nucleotides. RefSeq lists its product as uncharacterized. The transcript is spliced from 2 exons. The record is from RefSeq and is a predicted model, not a curated record. Lineage: Eukaryota; Metazoa; Placozoa; Uniplacotomia; Trichoplacea; Trichoplacidae. Bases 1 to 750 code for a protein of 249 amino acids.